UGCUCUUUCGCUCGUUUUCCUCGCUCUUCACCUCCCUGAUGGUGUACAGGUGUUUGUGUACGUUUAUUAUUUCCGCGCUUCCCGCCGAUUUUGACCGUCAGUUUGAUUACGGGUGUCACUCGCGCAGCAACGCCUCUCUCUCGCGAUUUCUCGGUGUACAAUCUCGCACGCCUCUGUUUCGCGCGACCGGCGGAUAUAGCACGAGCAGAGACCGCAUUGACAUCGCAUCGAGAUUAUUGCAUUGGAAUCGAACGGGAAAACGCAUCCCGAGGUUUUCCUCGCUUUCCUUUUUCAUCACCAGCGGCAUCACACGGAAAAGAAGCCCGGACAAAAAAUUUGAGGGCGGGAAACUUGGGGAUAGCUAUCCCUCUCGAAUUUUAGUAACAGUUGGCAUGUGUACGAUAUAGCAGUUCGUACAUUUGAGCAUUACAAUGUGGGGAACUCAUAGAUCAAUUAGCAUGCCAUCAGUCGUCCGGAUAUUCAUCAUACUGAGUUUAUUAGCUACUGUUUCGGCGCAAACAAGGUGCAACGGUGGUUUAGGAAGGGUGGUUUACGAGAGACUUCCGGAUCAGCAGCUUCAGGGCUUUGAUAACGAGGAGGUGCGAGACUCGGCACCUCCGUUUAGGGUUCUGGAGAAGUGCCAAGAGCUCUGUCUGCGCGACCGAGGGGCGAAUAACAACCUGGUUUGGCCGUGCACGAGCUUCGACUUUCAGCCCGGUAACAGAAUUGCGUUCUUCAGCGGCGCCGCCGAAUACGAGGAAAGUAUUUGCCAUUUAACGAGAGAACAGGCGGCGCCGGAAGGCAUCGGAAAUCUCAUACUCGUGCCGAAUAGCGUGCACUUCACCGAAGUAUGUCUGGGAUCAAAUAGAAUAGACAGGGAAUGUCCAAAUCGUCGUUACGUGUUUGAGAGAUAUCCGAGAAAGAAGCUGGAACUACCCAAGACAGACAUCAGAGAAGUCAGCGCCUCCAACAGAACUGACUGCGAGGACAAGUGUCUCGAUGAAAACAGUUUCGUCUGUCGAUCGGCGACGUACGACAGCACUUUGAGAAGCUGUUCUCUCAGUCGGUUUACCAGAAGAACCCACCCCGAAAUGUUGGAGGACGAUCCGUCUACCGAUUAUUUAGAAAAUACUUGUCUCAGUGCUGAAAGACGAUGCGAUGGACUCGCGGUGUUUGUCAAGGAAGAAAAUAAACGUUUGCGCGGUCCUUUCGAAGUGGACAUAUACACAAAUCUUACUUUAGACGAAUGUCAAGCGCUCUGUCUCAGAGCGGAGAAAUAUUUCUGUCGCAGCGUUGAAUUUGACGAGCAAACAAGACAGUGCGUCAUAUCCGAAGAGGAUUCGGUCUCGCAAAAGGACGACAUCGGAACCAGUCCAAGUCAUCACUUUUACGAUCUGGUGUGUUUAGACAAUCAUCCGUCCUUAGCGCGCGGCUCGGAAUAUCCGGACAGCAACUCGGCAUCGCACAUGUUCUCCGACGGUCGAACACGACCGGACACGGCGUUCCAGCGUUAUCGAAAUUCUCGAUUGAGUGGCGAGUUCCACUCGGAGAUCACUGGACGCAGUCUCAGCGAGUGCCUGGACGAGUGUCUGCGACAGCCGAGUUUCCAGUGCCGCAGUGUCGUUUAUUCCGAACAUUUUCGCACCUGUCGAUUGAGUCGAUAUAAUCAACGAGAUGGCAACAGAAUUAUUCAUGACGCCGAUUACGAUUAUUACGAGAAUCUCAUGCAUCAAUAUCUAGACGGCGAUCGUGAUAGUCCUGGAUAUAGACCAGAUCCCCUGGGACAAGACACAAACUUUGGACGACCCUCUCUUGGAAGGCCGGGUUAUCCGGACGAUUACGACAAGGGAUAUCCCAGCAGUGUCAAACCAGAUCGUUAUCCAGAUCGUAUCCCAGAUCGCACACCAGAUCGUUUUCCAAAUUGGGUUUCAGAUCGUUAUCCCGAUCGUUAUCCCGAUCGCUAUCCCAGUCGCUACCCCGAUCGCUAUCCCGAUCGCUACCCCGAUCGCUACCCUGAUCGCUAUCCCGACCGCUAUCCCGACCGUUAUCCCGACCGAUCUCCAGACCGAUAUCCCGACCGCUAUCCAGACCGCUAUCCAGACCGAUAUCCCGAUCGUCGUCCUUUAGACGACAAAUAUCCGGACACUCGCUAUCCCGCACAAUAUCCCGAUUCGGACAAUUAUCCGGACCGAUUUCCUUCUGGCGAUCGGUAUCCCGAUAGAUAUCCCGAUUCUGGCACUCUGGACAAAUAUCCGGGCCGAUAUCUUGUCAUACACGGUGUCCGAUAUCUAUUGACUCCAAGUCGAUAUCCCACUGACACCGGAAGUCGAUAUCCCACUGACACCGGAAAUCGAUAUCCCACCGACACCGGUGGUCGAUAUCCCACCGACACCGGUGGUCGAUAUCCAACCGACACCGGUGAUCGAUAUCCUAAUGCGAUCGAUCGCUAUCCAUUUCCAGAAGAUCCGCUAGAUCGAUAUCCAUUAGGUGGUGAUAGAUCACCCGGUGAUCAAUUUUCAAUCUCUGGCAGAUAUCCUGAGAAAGAUCCUUACGCCAAUCGCAGGUAUCCCGUGGGACACGGAUUGUAUCCCGCUCACGGAUUCGUCGAUGACGUUCGCGGGCCUCAGACCCACGGUAUCGAGUCACGACCUCCCUAUGGCGGCGACGGCGGUGGGCCUUACGGUCCGGCACGGCCGAUUGGGGGAUACGGCGGAGAUAAUGGUAUCGUAGGUGGUGGAUACAUAGGCGAAGGUGGAGUUUACAAUUCGCGCCCGUUCGGUGGUACUGCCGGUGGUGGCCCCAUCAUAGGCAGGCCGCCAUUGUUGUCCAGAUGCGACGAGCAAGACAAUUUCAGGCAGGUCGGACCUCAUGUUAGGGUGCGGAAACCGUUCGUUAGACGGUACACCACCGCCUCGUCGCUGGCUCAGUGCGAGAGAGAAUGCGCCGACGCUAGAGACUUCGUUUGCAGGUCCUUCAAUUACCGACCGUAUGCCGCUCCUUACGGGGUCGACAGAGAGAACUGCGAGCUCAGCGACCGGGACUCCAGGGACAUGAACAUGGGCAACUCGGUUUAUUACGACACGAGUUCCGAUUACGACUUCUACGAGAGAAACAACGAUCGUCAGGGCGCGGACGGGGAAUGCCUGGACGUGAGUCAAGUCUGUAGCGAAGACGGAAUGGAGUUUACCCUGAGGACGCCGGAAGGGUUCAUAGGGCGAAUUUACACGUACGGAUAUUACGAUCGGUGUUACUUCCGCGGAAAAGGCGGAACUGUUAACGUACUGCGCAUCAGCGGGCCCCAAGGAUACCCCGAAUGUGGCACGCAGCGAUACGGUGAUACAAUAACGAAUAUUGUGGUGGUGCAAUUUUCGAACUACGUGCAAACUGGACGAGACAAGCGAUUCAACUUGACGUGCCUGUUUCGAGGACCUGGCGAAGCUGUCGUCACAUCCGGCUACAUCGGUGCCGGGUAUGCCAGAUCUGGGUCUCCCGUCCCCAUCGAAUAUCUCCCGGCGGAAAACACUUUGAGUUCCAAAGUACGCUUGCUGAUCCUCUAUCAGGGUAGACCAACGACCACGAUAGCCGUCGGUGAUCCUCUCACCUUCAGACUCGAAGCUGUGGAUGGAUACAAUUACGGAACUGAUAUAUUUGCCACCGAUGUUUACGCGAAAGAUCCGUACACCAACAGAGGCGUUCCGCUGAUAGACAAAUACGGCUGUCCCGUGGACAACUACGUGUUUCCGGGAUUGGAUCGUUUACGCGACAGCGACAGCCUCGAGGCCCGCUUCAACGCCUUUAAAAUACCCGAAUCGAAUUUCCUCGUGUUCGAGGCGACCGUGCGAACGUGUCGCGACGGCUGCCAGCCGGCGUAUUGCUCAAACGCCGGCACCGGCAGGAGCGAGCCUUCCUUCGGCAGAAGACGGCGAAGAGACGUAAAUAACGACACGGUAGCGGCGGAUGAGGACAAACUGGCGCCGAUAAUCGUGACGGACGAUGACUUUAACAACGCGUCGGCGACGAUUUUCAACGCGACCGAUAACGGGACCGACGACGAGCCGGAAUACGACGACGGCGUGGAGGAAGAGCACGUCAGAGAAAUGAUCGAGGUUCUCGAUUCGAGAAUGGAUAUCGAGGACGAGACCGUUGUCGAGAAGCAAACUCAGAUUUUAGAAAAUAUUUGUAUCUCGCAAAACGAAUACUACGGAUUAAUCACUGCGGUGGGAAUUCUUGUCGUUCUCUUGGUUUCCGUCGUUCUCUUGUCUAUGCUUGUUUACAGACAAUAUGUUUAUUCCAUUAUCAUGAAAAACCGUAGACUCGACAAGACCUGCAAUCGCAGCAGCCGUUCCGACGAGCAUUACAACAGUCGAGUCAACAACUUCUCUUUCAUGAGAGCGGGUCUUCAGAAACCAUUUCAGGCCUCAUCGAUCUCGAGAUCGGUGAGCAACGCUAUCAGCCAACGUCUUGCCUCGUCGUCCACCGCUCUGGAGGGAGCUGUGGGUUUAUCCACCAAUCGACGCAGCGGUUUCGAUCCGAGCGAGCCGAUCUACACCGAUCCCUCGCUCUUCGAGGUCACUCGUUGCUCGAACACCGCAAAAUCGGGUCUUAAUGAUAACUUUCAUCUCAUGUAGAAAACAAUUCGCGAGAAUCAAUCAAUCUUGAAAUUUCAUAUUAAUGCGAGCCUUCGUUCUCUAUCUCUUUAAUUUUUAAUCGUUUCAAAAUCGACUAACGACUUUACGAGAAAGAUCAGCGUAUCGUUACGAUCUUCUGCCGCUAGUCAAAAAUUCACUGCCAACUCCGCUCCUAACGAGCGUAAUUGCAUUUGUCAAACGAAUUUCAUAUAAAUAAUUUAGUUUUAUUCACUUACAUCGCCGAGAGAUUAUUUAAUUCAGAAAGUUUAUACAAUAAUAUUACCGUAGCUGAGAAGUUAAAAACUGCUUUACACACAAAUCAUAUCUCCUCAACGGUUAACUUCGAGAACGUCGUGUAAUUACUUUUCUUAAAUGUUUACCGAAAGUAAUUGCAAAAAAUAUACAGCUCGUAAUAACAUAGACAUUUAAGCUCUAAUAACCAAGUGAAAUUAGAAUGUAAUGUAUUUUUUAUAAGAUGCAAAAAAACUUCCUAAUGAUGCGUUUAAUUUCGCAAAAAUCAAUACGAUGUAACAAUAAACUCGCUGAACUUCUUGUAAAAUCAAUGUUUUUUUUUUUUGCUCUAAAAUUUACGUUCUGUUUUUGUAUGUUUCACCUUGGGAAACAUAUACUGAUACAUAAAUAAUGAAAACCAUCUCGUUUUCUUUGUUUAUCGCUUUUAAAUUUUCAAA
This is a messenger RNA of Pseudomyrmex gracilis, 5317 nucleotides long. RefSeq lists its product as uncharacterized. NCBI's taxonomy places the organism in Eukaryota, Metazoa, Arthropoda, Insecta, Hymenoptera, Formicidae. The record is from RefSeq and is a predicted model, not a curated record. Bases 432 to 4628 code for a protein of 1398 amino acids. The transcript is spliced from 20 exons.